Molecule: messenger RNA, 2795 nt
Organism: Amphiprion ocellaris (clown anemonefish)
Lineage: Eukaryota; Metazoa; Chordata; Actinopteri; Pomacentridae
Exons: 13
Coding region: 55-2115 (686 amino acids)
Cellular component (GO): nucleus
Molecular function (GO): ubiquitin-protein transferase activity
Source: RefSeq, a predicted model, not a curated record
UGAUAACGAGGAGCGGCUAAUGCGACUUUUGGUUGUUGUUGAUGGUGAGCCAAGAUGGACAGCGAGCGGGUGAUGUUUUGCCCGUUUUGUGGGGAACAUAUGAGCCGAUUGACGCGGUUUUGUUUUUCGUGUGGUCGGUCUUUAGAGUGUUUAAAUGGCGCAGAUCAGACCGACAGAGCAGAAACACAGGAGACAUCUCAACCAUCGGUUAAUGCUAAACAGGCAGAAAAAUCGUGUCCAUCAUAUAAGCAUUUCCUGGAGUACAGAAGCUCAAAGUCAAAGGAGCGGCAGUCAUGUAACUACAGGCCGCGUGGAAGACAUCGGGCUAAACAACGAAAUCAUGUCCAGAUAAACAUUGGGUUGAUGAUGCCACAUGGAAAUGAUGGAACUGAUUUCAAACCUGUAAGAGGGAAAAGUCUUCCGUUAUUUGUUGACCCAGAGGUCGAAGCACCUGAUCUUCUGAAACAAGCUGUGAAGAAAAUGAGAACAUUCAACAAGGACGUGCCAGAAGGACCAUAUGUCCUUUUGUAUCCAGACUGCUCAGAGGUGGUCCAUGUGCCAGGGUCAGAAAAAACGUUCAAACUGGCUGAUUAUAAAAAGGAACUAGGGAGGCCAUACUGCAGGAUCAACUUUUUCAUUUGCCUUGAAACACAUUUCAAAGGAGAAGUGGGAGAUACCUCAGACUCUGAUUCUGAAAUUAUCAUCACAUCAAGGAGCACAGCUGAAUUUAAUCAAGCUGACACUGUGGUUUUUGAACCACCAAACCAAAGUACUCCCAAACACAAAACUGAAGAUAAAAGAAAUGCACUACGACAUUCAACAACAAUUCAGCCUGGACUGAUAGAAAUAUCUGAUGCUGAGGAUAUGGAUCCACCUGAAACUAAUUCAGCUAAGACUUCUUGCUAUGGUAAAUACACGGACCUGUAUGCACCAGGUGUUGAGGAAGAUGACGAGGAGCUGGUUACAGUCACUGAGGAAAUUUCCCAGCACACAGCAAGGGAGGAGAUGAACAUAACACUACCUGACGUUGUGGCAAAUCUGUCACUUCCUAUUGAUCACAAAAAUGUCUGCAGAUUCAACAUCUCAAGGGCUAAUGUUUGGGAUGGAGCAGUCAGAGGUUUCAAGCGUACAACAUAUUCUGAAACCUAUGACAUGCUUGUCAGAUUUACUGAUGAUGCUGGUGUCUUUGAGGAGGGAAUUGAUACAGGUGGUCCAAGAAGAGAAUUUUUAACUCUGCUAAUGAAACACCUGAAAGACCGACCCAUUUUUGAUGGACCAGAAGGACAUCGGUUCUUGGUCUACAAUGCAAAUGCUGUUAGGGAGGAUGAAUACUUCAUGGCAGGAAAGAUGAUCGCAGUGUCAAUUGUACAUGGAGGUCCAGGACCCCAUUUCCUGUCUGAAGAUCUUGUACAUUACCUUGCUGGCCAGCCUUCGUUCAAAGCUGCAGUUAGUUUAAUAACUGAUGAAGAAAUAGGGAAAGCUUUGCGAGAGAUUGAGAAUGCUACUUCAUUGGAUGCUCUGCGGGAAUGUAUCCUGAGACACAGCACAAUGUUACAAACAGCAGGCUGUCUGAGACAUGUGGCUGCUCUGGGAGAGAAGAAAGAAGUUGUGGCAGACUACCUCAGAUGGUAUAUUAUUGACCGCAACUCAUCUGUAAUUGACAGAUUCAAAGAUGGUCUUACUACCCUUCAGUUUCUUAAUGCACUACAACAACACCCUUCUUUGCUGUCCCCUGUCCUGUGCCACACUGCAAAGCCACUCACUGGCUUGGAACUUGAGAGACUCUUCAAACCUAACCUCAGCCCUUCAGGGAGUAACAGGAGACUAAAAGAAAGUCAAACUUUGGCCUACUGGGCAGACUACCUCCUUGAUUGUGAAGAAGGCAAGGCCUCUGUGUCUGUGGAGGAUGUUUUGAUGUUUGCAACUGGGCUGUCAUCACUUCCCCCUUCUGGUUUGGAACCACUGCCUCAAAUACAGUUCCUGGAUGACUCUCCAUUCCCGAUGGCAAAUACAUGUUCAAACUUGCUAAAAUUACCACUCCUUGAUUCAUACAGUAUGUUUAAGUCACAAAUGGACUUUGGAAUUGAAAAUAGUCCAGGAUUUGGCUGUUUUUAAACCACAUGACUAGAUUACCUCUGGAGCAGUGUUUCUCAAACUUCUCACAUCAAGUACCACCUCGUAACACAUUUGACAAGCAAAGUACCACCUCAUUAAAUAUAUGACCUUCCAAGUACCACCAGGACUAAAUCUGGAGAAAACCAGGUCCAAAAGGAAUCUUAAUUAAAGCUAAACUGGUCUGAAUUUUGUGUGAAGUAGGUGUAAACUAUGUCUGAACCAGAAAAGUGCCUAACUUAAACACAUUACUAAACCAAACUAAAUUAUCUCUAAUUAAAAUGAAUAAAGUAGAUGCAGAUGACCCUGAGUACCACCAGCAGCACACAUACCACCGUUUGAGAAACACUGCUCUAGAGCUCAGACUUUAGAAAUGUUUUGUUCUAAACUUGCUGUUGUUGGUGCACUUAAAGGUGCGGUUAGAUCUCAAUCGUUUUAGAUCCAUUAUUUUUAAACUGUGGUCUGUUUAUGAAUCACUGUUAUGUAUUCAGAUUAAUUUUAGAAUGAGAGGAGCAUUUCAGGAGAUUUUGUUCUCGAAAAAAAUGUUAAAAUGUAGUAACGGGGUAUUACUUUGCUUUAUUUUUUAUUCAUAUAUUUUCCGCUUUGAAUUAAUGAAGCCGUGACAAAUUCAGACACGUUUGUGUACAUGUUCUACCAUUCCAAUAAACAUGUCUUCUUUCAUA